UUUAGCUACUGAGCGUUUCUUCCAUGUGCUGAGCGAACCUCACAGCUCCAACGUGGGACUUUGCCGGAAAAAAGGCCCCCAUUAUUAAUACAAGGCAGUGACGGAUCACGCUAUGGAGACUGUAAACCUGAACUAGACCAUCAAAAUGGCGGACUGGUUUCCCCCAGUCUUCGGCAUCUUCUACAGCACACUCCUCCUCGUCUAUACGUCCACCUAAGAUAUCUGGCGACGGUCGCCGCGGGUAGCUGACGGAUGUAUCUAUCCUGGCAGUCGGUCUGGCAAGUGUUGUUCACAAUAUGGAUGAUAAGGCCAUGAUCGCACACGUCACUGUGGAGAAGGAUGUCAGGUCGAGUACGGAAAAUCCAUGGCGUCUGGCUUUCCACCAUUCUCUCCGGCACACUCCUUUCCAUCACCCUCCACUUCACUUAAGUCCCCAUACAAACAUCCCGUCGUCGGCCGCAGCGACGGAGCCGAUGAAUAUGUCCGUCCCGGGAGUGAAUUCGGUAAAUGUUGUUCAAUGUAUAGAUGGCGUCAAAACGACCCCGAUGGCCAUUGUCGCCCUAGUUGCAAAGCCCAAAUACGGCCGAAGAAAUAUCUCUAGCCCUAUCUCGCCUAACGGCCGUGCGGCGGUAGGAACAGGGAGUUUUGUCUGUCCUAGAAGCAGAUGUGGUGAUUGCUGCUCCUUGAACGGAUUCUGCGGAUCACGAAGCGCGUAUUGUAGUAGAGGGUGCCAGCUGAAGUUUGGGAUUUGCGACGCUAGAUUAAAUGUAUUAAUGGCUAGGGUGUGUUCGAUGUUGGAUGAAGCCUGCUGUAACCGGUGCUGGGCGCACUAUGUGGACUGCCGUGGCGACGGGGGUAGACAAACUGUUCGACUAAAGUCUAAAAGGUGCCACGGUAUUGGCAGAAAUUUCUGUUGCUUUGUACGCUGUUUAUGUAAGGACAGUCGGGAGGUUGCGUGGUCACAGGCGUAGAUUUCGCUAGUGUACAGAAAUUGAGUCUGCCGACCAGAGAGGCAGUGAGGCAGACCGACAAGCCGUGUGGCAGCUGUGAGCCAGGCUAGGAGAGCGAUGUAACUCUUACCUUGUGCUUCAACUCUUUCAGGAGUG
Molecule: messenger RNA, 1106 nt
Organism: Westerdykella ornata
Lineage: Eukaryota; Fungi; Ascomycota; Dothideomycetes; Pleosporales; Sporormiaceae
Exons: 1
Coding region: 297-971 (224 amino acids)
Molecular function (GO): chitin binding
Source: RefSeq, a predicted model, not a curated record